Messenger RNA from Culex pipiens pallens (northern house mosquito), 524 nucleotides. Its product is annotated as endocuticle structural glycoprotein ABD-5-like. The record is from RefSeq and is a predicted model, not a curated record. Lineage: Eukaryota; Metazoa; Arthropoda; Insecta; Diptera; Culicidae. Gene Ontology annotation, molecular function: structural constituent of chitin-based larval cuticle. Bases 43 to 441 code for a protein of 132 amino acids. Gene Ontology annotation, cellular component: chitin-based extracellular matrix. The transcript is spliced from 3 exons.
UCAGUUGCAUUUUAGUCUCAGUCAGAUUAACAGAUCUACACGAUGAAGCCGGUACUGUGCAGUUUUGUUCUUGUGGCGGUUGUUUGUUGUCUUGUUCAAAGUGCUCCCACAGAAAGAAGUGUCAAAGUUAAAAACGCCGAGCUCAAGGUGGUGGAUCAGUCUAACAACCACGACCCGGAAGAGUUCAACUGGAGCUACGAGCUAAGUGACGGUCGGGAAUUGCGUCAAAAUGCGUUCUGGAACACCAAACCGGACGGAACGAGGUACCUGCAAGUCAACGGACUCUACAGCUACGUUGGCCCAGACGGAGUCAAGUACACGGUCAGCUACUUUGCCGACGAGACUGGCUAUCAUCCGACCGUGAUUGUUGGUGAUCAGCCGUUGUAUCCCGAAGGACCGCAGGACAUUGAUCCGAAAGUGCUAGCAUCGCUGCUGGGAUGAAUGAGUUGGGAUGUUCUGGUCGGAAGGGAUUUUGUGACGUAUCUUUUUGAAAGACAAAAUUAAAACCAAAAUUGAUAACUUUA